This is a messenger RNA of Cricetulus griseus (Chinese hamster), 335 nucleotides long. The record is from RefSeq and is a predicted model, not a curated record. NCBI's taxonomy places the organism in Eukaryota, Metazoa, Chordata, Mammalia, Rodentia, Cricetidae.
AUGUCUAGGUUUUUUGACGUCCGAGCAAUACUCAUGAUUAUCAUUGGUUGUGGGAUCCUGCUGGCCAUGUUUCUACUGAUAGGAGUUGUCCUCUGUCUUUACUUGAAAAUAACCAAGGCACUGAAUUAUUCAUGUCGAACUGCAAAAGACUCAGUUGCUACUGUAAGCUGUAUUGGUCCAUGCAAGAUCACCCAAGACAAGAUCGUCCGGGCUAAACCCAUUGUUGAGUCUUGUCGUAACAUCCAGUGCUGUGAUGCAUGUAGUGUCUAUACAGAUGUUGGCAGCCUGCCACCUUGCUUUUGUAACGUAAGUGAAGGACUCUGACGUGGCAGUGG